Molecule: messenger RNA, 3908 nt
Organism: Hypanus sabinus (Atlantic stingray)
Lineage: Eukaryota; Metazoa; Chordata; Chondrichthyes; Myliobatiformes; Dasyatidae
Gene: polr2b
Product: RNA polymerase II subunit B
Exons: 25
Coding region: 132-3662 (1176 amino acids)
Biological process (GO): DNA-templated transcription
Cellular component (GO): RNA polymerase II, core complex
Molecular function (GO): DNA-directed RNA polymerase activity; ribonucleoside binding; DNA binding
Source: RefSeq, a predicted model, not a curated record
UGCGUAGUGCCGAGCAGAGGCGAGCGUCCGGCCCCUAUCGGCACUUUCAACCCUGUGCCACGCGUCUGGUGAGCGGGUCGGAUUCCGCCCCUCUCCGACAGGUCCCGGCAAAUUAACAUCGCAGUAUCAAAAUGUACGACCCCGAUGAGGCUGAAGAUACCCAAUAUGAUGAGGAUGAUGAUGAAAUCACUCCUGAUUUGUGGCAGGAGGCCUGUUGGAUUGUUAUCAGUUCCUAUUUUGAUGAAAAGGGUUUGGUUCGACAACAGUUGGACUCAUUUGAUGAAUUCAUACAAAUGUCAGUACAGAGAAUUGUGGAAGAUGCUCCACCAAUAGAUCUCCAAGCUGAAGCUCAACAUACAAGUGGGGAAGUGGAAGAACCGCCCAGGUUUUUAUUAAAAUUUGAGCAGAUUUAUUUAUCCAAACCAACUCAUUGGGAAAGGGAUGGAGCACCAUCUCCAAUGAUGCCAAAUGAAGCCAGACUGCGAAACCUUACGUAUUCAGCUCCUCUCUAUGUGGAUAUAACAAAGACAGUGAUUAAGGAGGGGGAGGAGCAAAUACAAACACAACAUCAGAAGACAUUUAUUGGAAAAAUUCCUAUAAUGCUUCGGUCCACCUAUUGUCUUCUUAGUGGCUUGACAGAUCGUGAUCUCUGUGAGCUCAAUGAAUGCCCUCUAGACCCUGGUGGUUAUUUCAUCAUCAAUGGAUCAGAAAAGGUUCUGAUUGCACAAGAAAAAAUGGCAACAAACACUGUUUAUGUGUUUGCAAAGAAAGAUUCUAAAUAUGCAUACACAGGAGAGUGUCGAUCCUGUCUAGAAAAUUCAUCUCGUCCCACAAGUACCAUCUGGGUCAGCAUGCUAGCAAGAGGAGGACAAGGUGUACGAAAAAGUGCAAUAGGCCAAAGAAUAGUUGCCACUCUACCAUAUAUCAGACAAGAAGUUCCCAUAAUAAUUGUGUUUCGAGCUUUAGGAUUUGUCUCUGAUAGAGACAUUCUGGAACACAUUAUUUAUGAUUUUGAUGAUCCAGAAAUGAUGGAAAUGGUAAAACCUUCUCUGGAUGAAGCAUUUGUUAUCCAGGAACAAAAUGUUGCUUUGAAUUUCAUUGGUUCAAGAGGUGCAAAACCUGGUGUAACAAAAGAGAAGAGAAUUAAAUAUGCGAAAGAAAUUCUGCAGAAAGAAGUACUUCCGCAUGUUGGAGUCAGUGACUUCUGUGAGACCAAAAAAGCUUAUUUCUUGGGUUACAUGGUGCAUAGAUUGCUGUUAGCCGCUUUAGGCCGAAGAGAAUUGGAUGACAGAGAUCACUAUGGGAACAAAAGACUGGAUUUGGCUGGACCGUUGCUUGCUUUCCUCUUCAGAGGCAUGUUUAAGAACCUACUGAAAGAAGUCCGGAUAUACUCACAGAAGUUUAUAGACAGAGGGAAAGAUUUUAACCUGGAAUUAGCAAUCAAAACGCGGAUUAUUUCUGAUGGGCUGAAAUAUUCACUUGCAACAGGAAAUUGGGGAGAUCAAAAGAAGGCUCAUCAAGCCAGAGCUGGUGUAUCUCAGGUGUUGAACCGUUUGACUUUUGCUUCAACCCUCUCUCAUCUUCGUCGUCUUAACUCUCCAAUUGGAAGAGAUGGGAAGCUGGCAAAACCUAGACAGCUUCAUAAUACACUGUGGGGUAUGAUUUGCCCUGCUGAGACACCAGAGGGUCAUGCUGUUGGACUAGUGAAAAAUCUGGCUUUAAUGGCUUACAUUUCUGUUGGAUCUCAGCCCUCACCCAUUUUGGAGUUCUUGGAGGAGUGGAGUAUGGAAAAUCUUGAAGAAAUUUCUCCUGCUGCUAUUGCGGAUGCUACAAAGAUUUUUGUCAAUGGUUGUUGGGUUGGUAUACAUAAAGAUCCUGACCAGUUGAUGACUACGCUAAGAAAGCUUAGACGUCAGAUGGACAUCAUUGUAUCUGAGGUAUCCAUGGUUAGAGAUAUCCGCGAACGUGAAAUUCGGAUUUAUACAGAUGCAGGUAGAAUUUGUCGCCCACUUUUGAUUGUAGAGAAACAGAAACUGCUGCUAAAGAAAAGGCACAUUGAUCAAUUAAAAGAGCGAGAGUAUAACAAUUACAGCUGGCAGGAUCUUGUGGCGAGUGGUGUGGUAGAAUAUAUUGAUACGUUGGAAGAGGAAACUGUGAUGCUGGCCAUGACUCCUGAUGACUUGCAAGAAAAAGGUGUUGCAUACUGUUCAACAUAUACACAUUGUGAGAUUCAUCCAUCCAUGAUUCUUGGUGUUUGUGCAUCGAUUAUCCCAUUCCCUGAUCAUAAUCAGUCUCCCAGAAAUACGUAUCAAUCUGCUAUGGGUAAACAAGCUAUGGGAGUUUAUAUUACAAAUUUCCAUGUGCGAAUGGACACCCUGGCACAUGUGCUGUACUAUCCACAGAAACCACUUGUCACAACACGCUCCAUGGAGUACCUGCGAUUCAGAGAGCUACCAGCUGGUAUAAACUCUAUAGUAGCAAUUGCUUCAUAUACUGGUUAUAACCAAGAAGAUUCUGUCAUCAUGAAUCGGUCUGCAGUGGACAGGGGUUAUUUCAGGUCUGUGUUCUACCGUUCAUAUAAAGAGCAGGAAUCGAAAAAGGGUUUUGAUCAGGAAGAGGUAUUUGAGAGGCCUACACGAGAAACUUGCCAGGGUAUGAGGCAUGCUAUUUAUGAGAAGUUGGAUGAAGAUGGAUUAAUAGCACCUGGUGUGCGGGUUUCAGGGGAUGAUGUAAUCAUUGGCAAAACUGUAACUCUGCCAGAAAAUGAAGAUGAGCUUGAGAGCACAAACCGACGGUACACAAAGCGGGAUUGCAGCACCUUCCUGCGGACGAGUGAGACCGGUAUUGUGGACCAGGUCAUGGUAACACUAAACCAAGAGGGAUACAAAUUUUGCAAAAUUAGGGUGAGAUCUGUCCGAAUUCCACAAAUUGGAGAUAAGUUUGCCAGUCGCCAUGGUCAGAAGGGUACAUGUGGUAUCCAGUACAGACAAGAGGACAUGCCAUUCACAUGUGAAGGUAUCACCCCAGAUAUUAUAAUCAAUCCACAUGCCAUUCCAUCUCGAAUGACAAUUGGUCACUUGAUUGAGUGUCUGCAAGGGAAGGUAUCAGCAAAUAAGGGUGAAAUUGGUGAUGCAACACCUUUCAAUGAUGCUGUUAACGUACAGAAGAUUUCAAACUUGUUAUCGGACUAUGGGUAUCACCUCCGAGGCAAUGAGGUUUUAUACAAUGGAUUCACAGGACGUAAGCUCACAUCACAGAUCUUUAUUGGUCCUACUUACUAUCAGCGCUUGAAACAUAUGGUAGAUGACAAAAUUCAUUCCCGUGCAAGAGGACCUGUUCAGAUCCUUAAUAGGCAACCUAUGGAGGGUAGAUCUCGUGAUGGUGGUCUGCGUUUUGGGGAGAUGGAACGAGAUUGUCAGAUUGCUCAUGGUGCAGCCCAGUUUUUGAGAGAGAGGCUAUUUGAGGUUUCUGAUCCAUAUCAGGUGCACGUAUGCAAUCUGUGUGGGCUCAUGGCAAUUGCCAAUACGAGAACACACACUUACGAAUGCAGAGGAUGCCGUAACAAAACUCAGAUUUCUUUGGUACGGAUGCCCUAUGCCUGUAAACUUCUCUUCCAGGAGUUGAUGUCAAUGAGUAUCGCACCACGAAUGAUGGUUUCAUGAUGGACUGAACAUGAUCAUCACACAGACAAACCAUCUUAAAUAUAGAUAAAGAAAUAUGUGACUGGCAAAAUUACUUGCAGAACUAAGUGCACAAGUUGGUACAGAAAAGGGCAUUUCUUGUUCAAGUACCAGAUCUUGAGCCAUACUUAUUUGUAUGUUUUCAGUUGUGAAUUUAUUUUUUUGCCAGUGUUGUAAGUAGAUUUUGUUGUGAGAACAAAAAUAAAAUUCUGUAUUGUUUUAUGUAAA